This is a messenger RNA of Serendipita indica DSM 11827, 1104 nucleotides long. The record is from the annotation of a GenBank genome assembly. NCBI's taxonomy places the organism in Eukaryota, Fungi, Basidiomycota, Agaricomycetes, Sebacinales, Serendipitaceae.
AUGGCAUUGGUAUACGAUCAAAGCGAUCUGAGUAUAUCGCGCGUCAAAGGGUGGAGAUUUGGGUAUAAAAAGGCACUCGAACAUUCGCUCUGGGGCCAACAAAACUCCUACAUGUCUUAUAAGAAAAUCGUUCAAGCAGGAGCUGGCGGAAGCAUUGGCGCUCCAGUGCUCAAAGCGCUCGUCGAUUCUGGACAGUUUGAUGUCACAGUCCUCACUCGCAAAUCUUCGAAUUAUAAACCUCCUUACAAUUCGAUCACCGUUGUCCCCGUGGACUAUACAAACCACGCAGAGCUGGUCGAGGCUCUCCGUGGAAACGAUGCACUCGUCGUCACGCUUGGUGAUUUUACAUCAAGUGAGAGGAAUCACCACGCGUUGACCGACGCAGCGAUCAAAGCUGGAUUAAAGUGUAUCAUACCCAGUACCUUUGCCUCAGAUCUGAGCAAUCCUCCUGGUUCCGAAGAGGAGACGUUCCGCCCACAUCUUAACAAUAUGGCGUACAUCAGAAGCAAACAAGCGGAGAUUGGCCACAUUUUCAUCACCAACGGAUGCUUUUUCGAAUGGGGUCUCAAGACUGGAAUCCUCGGCUUGGACAUUCCCAACGCCAAGUGUACCAUUUACGGGGAUGGGAUGCGCCCGUUCAACGCGACUACAUACGACUCUGUCGGCCGUACCGUCGUCUCAGUCUUGUCCACUCCAUCCACGUUUCUCAACAAGGACAUUCGGGUUCACGACUUUUGGAUUACACAGUGGGAUCUCAAGGCACUUUUCGAAGAAGAAACGGGCAAGACGUAUACCGUCGAGCACGUCGACCCACUCAAGCUCAAGGCAGAUUGCGAAGCUGCCAUUGCCCAAGGAGAGUUGAAUCAUCAUACCUUUAUGGGAGUCAUCGCUGGUGUGGUGUUUGGGAAACACACGCAGCUGGGGUGUCAGCGACGAUACACCAUUGGUCGGAUUACCGGCCAAGGAUAUCAAGGAGGAACUGAAAAAGUUUCUCGAAGCGAUGUGAAUAGUCGACAAACAUUUAGACGAGUAGAGAGCGCGCGUACUGUGCAAGCAAUUGAGAUUGUUUAUCACAUUGACGAGUUCAAUGUACAUCAAAAAUAA